AUGUCGUUCGUACGCCCACCACCUUUCCGUUUGCUUGCUCUCACACGGCACCGCUACCGAAACCACUUCCAAACCCUUGGAUACGGAUUGCUUGGUUCAUGUUCCUCUCCCACCUCAGUUUUGUGCCCUAUUUCGUUUUCCCGUUCGCUCUCUUUCUGUACCACCUCCGUCCAGUUCUCGGCUCCCGUCCCGUCACUUCCCAAUCUACGCUCCUCUGCUUUCACUGGCCUCAUGAAUCAUACCGUCCUUUCCAAGCUCACAUGGACAGAGGAACAAUGGCUGAAGAGGAGGAAGAGGCGGAGAGGCGGACCCAACGAGUCAGAGAGACGUCGAUUGGCCAACGAAAUGCUUGGCUCCAUGAAUGCUGACUGUAGCUCAAACAGGAAAGCUGAUUUUCAUUCAGGAUUAGGUGUCUGUUGGAAGGAGUGUCUCACUCUGAUUGGGGAUUUGGUGGUUCUGAAUAAGAGGCUACAGUGCUAUGUCAUUAGAGAUGAAGCUAAGAACGAGUACGAGACUGAGGAACCGAUACUCGUGCUUAAUGAGGUAACGAUCGACCGCGGGAUAUCAUCAUACCUCACGAAUCUGGAGUGCUACUGUGACAACUCGUUCGUCACGACUGUUCAAGGAGACGGUUUGAUUUUAUCCACUACAUCUGGAAGAACUGCAUACUCAUUGGCAGCUGGAGGAUCAAUGGUUCACCCGCAGGUGCCUGGGAUUCUUUUCACGCCAAUUUGCCCGCAUUCCUUGUCAUUUCGGCCUCUGAUACUUCCAGAGAAUGUCACUGUACGAGUGCAAGUUCCUUUCAACAGCAGGAGCCCUGCUUGGGCAUCCUUUGACGGGAAGGACAGGAAGCAGCUGGCGAUGCACUUGUGUGCCGCAUGGCUCCAUGGCCUGUCCCCACUGCCUGUUUUGUGGAUUCCAUGGGAGACUUCCUUCGCAGCAUACAUGAGGGACUCCAUUGGAACUUGAGAAAGACUCAGUCUUUCGAUGGGCCACGGGAAUCGUGAGAUCAGUAAGUUAGUUGAAUGUUUGAUGUUUUUAUUUAUCGUGAUGAUCAUGAUGAGAAUGUAGUAGGAAGAAAUGAGACUUGAUAUACAUCUGGAUAUCGAACUGGGGACCGGAUUUGGUAGAUCUGUAAUGUAGAGAACAGAGCUUACAGUUGAUUAAAAUAUGUAGAAUUGUAACGUAGAGAGGAAGCGAAAUAAGAUUGAUA
Linum tenue is the source of this 1213-nucleotide messenger RNA. Lineage: Eukaryota; Viridiplantae; Streptophyta; Magnoliopsida; Malpighiales; Linaceae. The record is from the annotation of a GenBank genome assembly.